GUCCUCUGCAUAGAUGAGUGUGUGUGCGCUGAAUGAAAAGGAGUUCUUGUCCUGCUGUCAGCUCCUCCUGCAGCAGUCUGAGCAUCUGAGAGAUGGCUGGAGCUGGGAGGCCGUCCAGGGUUCAGAAGAGGGCUACCUCAGGAAGACCGUUCUCAGGUCAGUCGUAGCUGACUGCUGCGAUGCACAGAAACAGGAAGCUGCUUCGGUUUCCCCCAUUUUCGCUCCCCCCAUCCAAGAGCUGCAGCAACAGGAAAGGACGCAGCCUGUUGCUGCUACCCGUCUCCAUCCUGACGGCAUCACAGGCGACGGCGGCGAUGAGGACGAUGCGGUCUGCGUGCUGUCUGAAGGCAGCCGCCACGUGCUUCAGUACGAGUAUCACAUCCUGUACUCCUGCAGCUACAGUGCUCCGGUGCUGUAUUUCAGAGCGUUCACCCUGGAGGGUCGGAGUGUGAUGUUAGAGGACGUGUGGAGCUCAGUUCAUCCAAACUUCAGACGCUGCCUUCAGAACAGUCCUUUGACUGCAAUCACUCAACAGGAGCAUCCUCUGCUGGGUCAGCCUUUCUUUAUGCUCCACCCCUGUAGGACGGAGGAGUUCCUGAGGCCUGUGCUGCAGGAGGAACAGCCCAG
Molecule: messenger RNA, 627 nt
Organism: Neolamprologus brichardi
Lineage: Eukaryota; Metazoa; Chordata; Actinopteri; Cichliformes; Cichlidae
Source: RefSeq, a predicted model, not a curated record